Molecule: messenger RNA, 2889 nt
Organism: Polyodon spathula (Mississippi paddlefish)
Lineage: Eukaryota; Metazoa; Chordata; Actinopteri; Acipenseriformes; Polyodontidae
Gene: gdpd4a
Product: glycerophosphodiester phosphodiesterase domain containing 4a
Exons: 16
Coding region: 401-2221 (606 amino acids)
Biological process (GO): lipid metabolic process
Cellular component (GO): membrane
Molecular function (GO): glycerophosphodiester phosphodiesterase activity
Source: RefSeq, a predicted model, not a curated record
GGAAAGUUCGUACUGUAACCUAGUACAAGGUUCAGUCUUGAUUUCAAUUCUGUGCCCGAGUCACUGCGCCUUUAAAAGAGGGCUGUACUCGUAACAGGUGGAGUAUACAGCAGUAUCUUUUCUCUAUACUCGCUGUACCUGCAAUCUCGUGUUUACUACUGUGCUGGCUGCAAGCAAGCAAGCGUCGCUAAAGGAACAGAGAUUUACAGGGGCUGCUCAACAAGGCGGGUUUAAAGCGUUGAUCUAGACACGGCUGAAUUUGAAAAAACAAAACAAAUAAAAAAAAAAAAACAUCGGCAUACAGACAACCUGUGUGGCAUCCUUGACGUCAGCGUGAUCGUGUUACCCCUGUGUCUUUCAACCCAGUUACCUGGUGAGGAUGGUUUGACCAGGCUGACCAAUGGGCCGAUCUCCUACUACCCUGACCAAGCUGAAGCUGGGAAAGCUGAAGGUCGUGCGGUGCCAGUUAUUGCAGCGCUAUGAGCACCAGCCCUUCAUCUCCUGCCUGGCCGGCCUCUAUGGCUGCCAAUGGAAGAGGUACCAGAGGGCAAGAGCCCAGCCUGGGGAGUGCUGCUGCAACAGACUGGAGUGCUGCAGUUUUGGAAUCCUGAUACUUGCUUUUUGCCUUUCUCUGGUGUUUUUAUAUUUCUGGAGUGAAGCACAGAAUGACUACAAUGAUUUUGACUGGUUUAACUAUGAGAGUUUGGGUUAUUGGUUCCCAUGGUCGAUGGUAUUGCUCGUUGUAGCAGCGGUAUUAUUCACCUAUGUUGCUCUGUUGCUGGUACUGGCGGUCUGUUUACUGUCAGAAGGCCAGCGCUUGUAUUUGCAUUGGAGCCACAAGAUUGGCAUUCUGGUGACUCUAGUGUUCUCCAUAGUGGCCAUUACAGUUUUGUCAGACUUGUGGAGUAAAGAAUGGACAACUCUUCUCCUUUCUUUCCAGGUGACCGCACCUUACCUACACUUGGGUGGAGUGGCUGCAGUGACACUGCUGUCCUGGCCAGUCGCCUUACACUUCUCUAGAAUGAAUAAGAAAGUCCGCCAGGUGCUGAUUAUGGGGGUGUACCUGAUGGUCCUCUUUACCCUCUACCUGGUGCCCCUGGGCAUGUACUCCCCCUGCAUCAAAGAAGAGGGAACCCUGGGACCAGCGCCAGCCCUCAUUGGACACAGAGGAGCACCAAUGCUUGCACCAGAAAAUACGAGAAUGUCGUUUGCGAAAGCCAUUGAAUUUGGAGGAGAAGGUUUGGAGACCGACGUCACCAUCAGUUAUGAUGGAGUGCCAUUCCUGAUGCAUGACCGGGAUCUGAAGAGAACCACUAAUGUCCACGAGGUGUUUCCAAACAGGACGACGGAGCUGGCCUCCAUGUUCACCCUGGGAGAACUGGAGAUGCUCAACGCUGGGGAGUGGUUCAUUUCGGGCGACCCCUUUGGAACGAAAGCCUUGCUCUCUGUCAAGGAUCAAAGGAAAGCGGAGAACCAGUCCAUUAUGAACCUGAGUGACUUCCUUAACCAGGCUGCCACCCACCACAGACUGGUGAUAUUCAAUCUGUGCCGGCCUCCCCAAGACCAUCCCUACAGAGACUCCUGGAUCAGCAGGACCCUGGAGGUCAUCAGCAAUGAGUCCAGCAUUGACCCCAGUCUGGUUCUGUGGCUACCCAAUGUGGAGAGGUCCCUGGUUCAGGAUCUCAUUCCUGGGAUGCAGCACACAUCUGAAGAACAGGCCCCCGUUGAGGAACUGCAGAAGAACCACAUAGUCAAGCUGAACCUCCACUACAGUCAAAUGUCUGCCAAACAAGUCAGUAAAUAUGCUGCUGCCAAUAUCACCACAAACCUGUAUGUGGUUAGUCAGCCCUGGCUGUAUUCUUUAGCCUGGUGUUCAGGUGCUCACUCUGUCACCACCAAUGCAGUUCACAUCCUCAAGAACCUAAGUCAACCACUGUUUCUCAUGACUCCUCAUGAAUACAACCUGAUGUGGAUUCUGACAGACGUGGUGUCUGCAUUUCUCAUUCUAGUUGUAUUUGUAUUCCAUUGGUGGAGAGAGAGGGGGUUACCCUGCUGUUCAGGCAGUAGACAAACUCGUGAAAAUGGUCCAUACAGCAAGUUCAGGACUGAGCUUAGCGAUGUGUGGUCCAUCUCCAGCGUCGAUGUUCCAGGUGAGGUCCGGAGCCUCCACACCACCCCCAACCUGUCCACCAUCUCUGAGGUCCACGAGCCCCCAGUCUGAGACCACCGGCCUGCCCAAGACCUUCGGAACAGGACCGAAGUGGCCACACAUGGAGAGGCAGGGGAACGCAACUUCAAACCCGACAGCAGGGUUUGGAUUCACCCCAAAAACAACUUCAUUACCAUGCUUCUCCACAUCACUUGCUUCAUGCCUGUCUUUUGAGGACCCAUCAAUAGACAAUUUGUGACUUCUUUGGGCCUUGCAAAGCUGGUCAGGUACGAUGUGGGGUGGGAGGGUCAUUUUUAUCCUCCUUCAUCCCAGUGUGCUUUUAAAUGGAUGCUUGAAUUCUCCUAAAUCACCUAUGGUAAGUUUUUAGGUGCAGGGACCUAGAAUCUAUUUAUGUGGAGAUAUUUUCUAGGACACAGUACCUGAUAACCCUAUGUGUGAUUUAUUGGGAGUGAAGAGGAUACGCAUAUGUAUUCACAACAGCUGAUAUCUAAGGCUGUAACUACUUGCCAGUGAAUGCAGCCCUAAUCUCUAAAGAUCUGUAUGCAGGAUUUAAUUUCUAGGGAUAUCCUGCCCAAUGUAUAGGAGAAGCAGAAUUGGAACUCUUCUUUUUAAAUAGUCCCAUUGAAUCUAGUGUCCACAACAGAUACAAGACCUAAUUUUAAUGUUUAAUCCAAAAGAAAGACCUUCCACAGGACAGCCCCUCCUCUUAAUACUAUUUU